This is a messenger RNA of Anarrhichthys ocellatus (wolf-eel), 1772 nucleotides long. RefSeq names its product translocon-associated protein subunit alpha-like. The record is from RefSeq and is a predicted model, not a curated record. Gene Ontology annotation, cellular component: endoplasmic reticulum; endoplasmic reticulum membrane. The transcript is spliced from 9 exons. Bases 90 to 962 code for a protein of 290 amino acids. NCBI's taxonomy places the organism in Eukaryota, Metazoa, Chordata, Actinopteri, Perciformes, Anarhichadidae.
GGCCUCUUAUCCCGCCUCCUGCUCUGCUGCUGUCCUCUCCUCUCCUGAACGCUGAUGUGUUACUAACUUCAGCCUCUAUCUCUGACAAAAUGGUCAAUUUCGGAUCCAAACUGCUGCUGCUGCUUCUCCUGGCCUUCCCCUGUGGAUUGAUAUCCUUCGGCCACGUCUCCGCAGACUCUGCUGAGGACAUUGCUGAGGACCCAGAAGCUGCAGUAGAUGAGGAGGAGGAGGAGGAAGAAGAAGAAGAAGAAGAAGAGGUGCUUGUUGAAGAAGAUCAGAUGCAACCUGCGGAAGGAGACGAAGAAGAGUCUGAUGAAGCAGCUGAUAAACUGACAUCGGCUCACCCUGAUGCCGACACAACCAUCGUCUUCGUGACAGGAGAAGAGUUUACUGCCAAUGAAAUUGUGAGGUUCCUGGUGGGUUUCACCAACAAGGGAAGUCAGGAUUUCACCGUUCAGUCGUUGGAGGCCUCCUUCCGUUACCCACAAGACUUCCAGUUCUACAUCCAGAACUUCACAGCGUUGCCUCUGAGCACCGUGGUGCAGCCCCAGGCUCAGGCCUCCUUCGAGUACUCCUUCAUCCCAGCUCAGCCCAUGGCAGGUCGCCCAUUUGGUCUUGUUAUCCUCCUCAAUUAUCUUGACACUGAGGGCAACAUGUUUCAGACUGCCAUCUACAACCAGACUGUCAACAUCGUCGAGCUAGACGAGGGACUGGACGGAGAAACAAUGUCCUUGUACAUCUUCCUGGUUGGACUGGGGGCCCUGGUGGUCUUUGGGAUGUACCAGGUGCUGGAGACGAGGACGAAAAAGAGAAUCUCUGUGAAAAUAGAGAAGGGCACUGGUGGGAUGAACGAUGUGGACAUCAGCUGGAUUCCUCAGGAGACUCUCAAUGUCAUGAACAAGGCUUCCCCUAAAGCAUCUCCACGGAAAAGAACCAAUAGGGCAGCUGGAGCCGAUCAAUAAAACUCUCCGUUCCCAUCCAUCAUCAUCAUACUGUCCAUCAGGCUUUCAAAGCUCAUUUCCUCGCCGUUGUAACACAAUUCCCAUUUACAAUGGAUCAAGAUUUCCAACCCGAGUGUUCCAGAUGUUUGUGUGGAUCUCAUCCUGCCGGAACGACGACCAGAGAGCAUCCUGGACUCUACUGCUCUGAUCAGAGCAAGGCCAUUUAGACACUAACAGGACUGAACUACAGUCCACUUUGAAAGGGACGUUUUUUUAUCAGUACGUGUGUGAAAGGUGAUAAAAGAUGAACCAAUAAGUCAUUAAAGUUUUUGUGGGGAAAAAAAACAAGAUUGUGGUACAAACUGCCCCGAAAAGAAAGCAGAAUAAAUCAACCUGCUGGCUUUAUGAAUGCUGUCAAGUCAUAAUUCAAUGACUUCUCUAUUAUGUAAACACCAUUGUGCCUUUCUGUGCUGUAUGUGCGGUGCCCUGCAAAGACUUAAUGUUAAGAAAAAAGUAGAUUAAAAGGUUUCCCACUAAUGCCCCUCUGCUUUUACCAUCCAGUCACAUACAGCAGGAGGUUUCUAAAAGUAAAUGUUUUUCAGUGGAGCAAUGGCAGCUGCAAUUGCAACGUAUACUAAACCGUGUUCUCUUGAGGUUUCUGCAGGUUAGGUUACCUGUUGUUUUUCACCGUGUUGUAAUGUAACUUCUCCUUGGUUGAGCAUUGCAAACUAUUUACAGGUGCUGUCGAAUUGCAAGCCAUUUCUUUUGGGAGAAAAAUAUGUUUUCAAAGACAAUAAAAGGGUGAACAAAGUGUAUUUUGUCCCAUUAGUU